Molecule: messenger RNA, 1225 nt
Organism: Zingiber officinale
Lineage: Eukaryota; Viridiplantae; Streptophyta; Magnoliopsida; Zingiberales; Zingiberaceae
Exons: 6
Coding region: 71-922 (283 amino acids)
Biological process (GO): DNA repair; DNA damage checkpoint signaling
Cellular component (GO): checkpoint clamp complex
Source: RefSeq, a predicted model, not a curated record
UCUCCGCCGGUGGUUUAGGGAGGGGAACUGGGGGCAGUGGCUGUAAAAGUGGAGGAGGCGGAGGAAGGCGAUGAGUUCGUUCACCGGAACACGCGCCGGUGACGGGGACUCGCCCGAUCUCGUUUGCCAGCUUGACUGCGUCCAGGGCAUGGUCGACGCGCUCUCGUCUGUCCGGUGGAAGCGUCAUCAGGAUGCUGUGGUCGAGAUUUCCGAACACGGACUCGUCCUCAUCGUGGAGGAGUCUGGGUGCCUUCAGGCCAGGGUGUAUCUGAAGCGUGAGCUGUUUCUUGCGUAUGAGUAUGCGGCGGAAGGACGACCAAGGUUCGGCGUGAGCUUGGGGCUCUUCGUCGAUUGUCUCAACAUCUUUUCCACUCCUGGACAUUCCCCUGUCAUCGAAAUCCGUUACCCUGGUCUGGACAUGCAACUGCUUUUGAAACUUCAUAGGUCGGUCGACACUCCAGAUGCUUAUAUUUAUGCAGAGAUUAGAACGAGAAUUCCUGACACCAUAGCCUGGGACUAUAACUUCGAACCUAUUGGAAGUGUUCCUGUUAGCUUCACAGUCAAGUCUUCUGUUCUAAAGGAAGCGGUUGACGAUCUUGAAUGGCCUUGUUCGAGCAUCCAGAUAAGCCUACAACCAGACCCUCCUGCCGUGACAUUUAGAGGUGAAGGUCAUGGGGACUUGCAGGUAUCUACUUUCCUUUCCGGAUCCCCCUUGACAAUGCCAAUAACAUCGCAAUGUACUUUUCGUCGACGAUAUACACAGAUACAAGUACAAAUUUCUCCAAGCAGCGACAUCAAACAUUCCAAGCAGUGUGUUGAAGGACAACAGAGGAAGCAAAGUGACUGUCGGGAGGGGCGGGAUGCUGAAGAUACAACACUUGGUAUCGGUGAGACGAUCGUCGGCCCAACAUUCCUGUGGUGAUCAACAUCCUAGCCAUAUCGCUUACAUCGAGUUCUUUGUCAAACCAGAAGAAGAAGAAGAAUGUCCUGUUGGUGACAAUUAGGAUCCUAGACUGGGUGUUUCUGUGACAAUAUUGAAAUUUUGAGGGCUAAAGUGAGUAGAGUUUAAUUCUGAGGUUCUUCCAAUUUGUGUUGUAACACUAACUAAUAUAAAAGUAGUGUUCAGGCUUUUGUUUGCCUUCCAGUGGCAAAUAUGCAUAUUCACCCUUUAAAAAUAUUGAAAUACAUGUUUAUCAGUAUAAAUGUUAAAAUAUUCUUAUUUUAA